AAUUGAUAUUCUAAAAUAUAAAUAUUUUAUACCCUGCACUGUUAAAGAGAGUUAAUUUUUUAUAUUCGUGUACAUUAUUUGUAAGCCUGUAAAUUGAACAUACCGAGGAUGCUUCAUGCAAGUGCGUUUAUUCUUGGAUUCCGAAGAACGUUCGCCAGGGGCGAAUAUGCUCCCGAAGGAUAAUCUGCGAUCGCUUCGUGCGUUCGAAGACAGUGGGAAAAAAGACGGUUAGCUGUCGUCGGAGGCCUAAGAGCCUUCCUCCGCUUUUUAAAGAUCGGAACAAAGUGCCACGAAGAAUUUCACGAAUCUUCACUGUGCCGGCGCCGUGCGCGUGGCGAGCAUUGUCCGGGGAUUAAACCUGCCCGACGUUUCCGAAGAGGUUUCCAACGAAUCGAUCGCGCGAAGUCGUCCACAGUACUCCGCUGCCUUCGAUUCGGUGAUACCUUCAGCGACGCCCUCCUCGCCGCACCAUGCAGCGAUAGCAAGAGUAAUAUCCAAGUUCGAGCGAAUUAUCAUCGAUGAUGAAGUAGUGCGAACGUCGUGCCAAUCUUUUCAUUGACUUCAACAGCGUAAAUGGCGCAAGAGCCGGUUACACCACAUCGUCAGACGACUAUAACAGCUUAAUCUGCGAGAAUUCGUGAGAAAAACGGAAGAAUCGUAUCGGCGCUGAUGCAUCGUGAGAGAAAUGCAAGAAUUUUAUCGGCGUUAAUAUAUCGGAUCUUAAGAAAUUUAUUGUUAAUUAUGAGAUAACUUAGACAUUAUUGCUUUUUAAUGCAAAUUUAUUGUAAAAUGGUUACAAAUAAAUUAUGAAAGUAUCAAGAGUAAUUAGUGUAUAAAUGAUUGUUGGGGAGGAGGAAGAGUAUAAGUGGUAUGUCAUAAUAAUUAGACGUCGAGGAAAGUAUUAAUAAUAAGAUAAUUUAAAACUGAAUUUUGGAAACUGAAUUUUCUCAUCAGUUUGUUGUAAAUUCAAUAUGGAUUGGUUAUCUCUUUGCGUCUGUGGCACAAAGCGCAGUUCCAACGACAGGAAGAUCAAGAAGGACGGAAAGCGCAAAAAGAGCAAGAAAUCUAAAAAGAAUUUCAAGCAGAAAGGAUCUUGUCAAGCGCCGCCGUUCAUCAUCGAAGAGUUCUUGCGCAAAUCGCAGGACGGGCAGCCGAAAGAAAUCGCGGAAAAGGAAUGGACGAACGGAGAAAUUGUUAAUUGCCUCAAUGAUUGCGCGAAAAGUCAGAUCGGCUCGACCGAUCAAACCGAUCCAUCGAAGGUCAACGGUUCACCGUCUUAUCAAGUCGACGCUCAUGGGAGCCUCGAGCAGUCUCUCGAGAACUCUGAAAGAAACGCGGACGAGUCCUCUCGAGAGGCUCGUGAUAUCGAUUAUUACGACGAUGCAGUGCUGCAUUCGGAAUGUGCAUCGAGCACCGCGGACGAAAACGAGAGGCAAGUCAAGUGUACUUCGGAUGAGAGGGAACGUGAGAACGAAGAGGAGAUCGAUCUGGACGAAUCCGUCCCGAGAUCGAUGGCAUCCGGGGAGCUCGAAGAUUCAUCGUGGACAUCCGAAAUCGAGGACAGACGGGAUGCGGCUUUGGAAUCGAGCCUUCAUAGAAAGCUCGGCGAAAGAAUUUCAUCCAGAAUUAAUUUUCCUAACGAGAAGCAAGAAACAACAAAGUCGAAGGCUAGAGCCGCACCGAAGAAGGGUGCUAGCAGCAAGAUUCUCCCGCCGAUCAAAGGGAGAUCACGCGCUGAGACUCGUGUGGAUAAUGAGGAACAGCAAGGUCGCGGUGAAACGAAUAAAUUUGGUUUUAAGAGAACCGCGGCGUCACACGAGCCGAACGAGAUUCGACGGAAAUUGAACUCGUGCAGCUUCGAAGUUCGACCGCUCGAGGAUGAAGAACGAGGCGGUAAGGCGGCGAGGAUUCGAGGCGAGGGGUCCAUGAUACCCAGACUUGCAUCCCCACUGCGGCAAGGAGCGAAUUCGAUAAAAAACGACAGCGAUAAAUCAGAGAACGUGCGAAACGGUCGCAUUCACUCGGCAGUCGUCUCUGGUAUCAAUUUAGAGCAGCGCACCGUAACUGUAGAAUGGUUCGAGAGAGGAGAGACCAAAGGCAAAGAGGUGGAAAUCGACUCAAUUCUCGCUUUGAAUCGUGAUUUGAGCCAAAAGAUGGGACCACGAAUAGAAGCUGAGACCAUAUGUGCGCUACCGCAGGUGAUGAACAACCACAUGUUGGCGUCCUCGAGAGCGAGGGAGCCGGACUCUUCGGCUGAGGAGGACGAGGGGGUCGACGAGUCGGAGAACCAAGAGGAGGGCUCCCUCGGACGCCAUGGUGGUCACACCACGAGAAACGGCCUCGCAUCCGCAACGCUUCCUGUACGAGUCACAUCUCGUCUCUCGCACUCCACCAGGCCGUCUAUCCCAGUGAAAGCGGGUUCGAAUAGGCAAUUGUCACGACCAACUGACCGGUCCCGCCCGACGAACAUAAUGUCGUCGACCACGUCGGUGAACGGUCACGAAUCGAUUUCCGGCAUCACUGGACGCCGGGAACAACUCGAGAACAUACCGCCGACACCGACGACGACCGUCACGCAAUGCAACCUGACCCCGGUGCAGAAUAGACAGCAGAAACAGGCGCAGCAGCAACAACAGCAGCAACAGCAGUUGCAGCAAGCCCAGGUAGAGAAUGGCCGGGGUAGGCGAUCCAACGUGGUCAAGGAGGUCGAGAGACUGAAGAAGAACAGGGAAGAGAGGAGACAACGGCAAGCGGAAUUGAAAGAGGAGAAGGAAGCAUUAAUGAAUCUAGAUCCAGGCAAUCCAAAUUGGGAGUUUCUUGCCAUGAUAAGGGAAUAUCAAAACAGCAUAGAAUUCAGGCCGCUGCGGGAGACCGACGCCGUGGAAGAUCAUCAAAUCACGGUGUGUGUGAGGAAACGUCCACUUAACAAAAAGGAGCAUGUGCGCAAGGAGAUCGACGUGAUCAGCGUGCCUAGCAAGAAUCAAAUGGUGGUACACGAGCCGAAAUCCAAAGUCGAUCUCACUAAAUUUCUCGAGAAUCAGAUCUUCAGAUUCGAUUAUGCGUUCGACGAGACGUGUAACAACGAGAUAGUUUAUAAGUACACGGCCAAACCACUGGUACAGACGAUCUUCGAGGGUGGCAUGGCAACAUGCUUCGCGUACGGUCAGACCGGCAGUGGCAAGACCCAUACAAUGGGUGGUGAUUUCAACGGCAAGACGCAGGACUGUAAGAAGGGCAUUUACGCCAUGGUUGCCAAAGACGUGUUCAAAUGCCUCAAAUUGGCCAAGUAUCGGCCUCUAAAUCUGGUCAUAUCCUCCAGCUUCUUCGAAAUCUACUCCGGCAAGGUGUUCGAUCUUUUGGCGGACAAGGAGAAACUGAGAGUUCUGGAGGACGGCAAGCAGCAGGUACAAAUAGUCGGAUUGACGGAGAAGGUUGUGGAAACUUGCGACGAAGUAUUAAAGCUAAUACAGCACGGGAACAGCGCCAGAACGAGCGGUCAGACUAGCGCUAAUUCUAAUUCUUCAAGAUCACACGCGGUAUUUCAAAUAAUAGCGCGCAUCCCGGGUACACACAAGGUGCACGGAAAGUUUUCACUCAUCGAUCUUGCUGGUAAUGAAAGAGGUGCCGACACGUCGUCCGCUAAUAGGCAAACCCGAAUGGAAGGUGCUGAGAUCAAUAAAUCUCUAUUAGCAUUAAAAGAAUGUAUACGUGCGUUAAGCCGCAAGGGUACACAUUUGCCUUUUAGAGCGAGCAAGCUGACUCAAGUAUUAAGGGACAGUUUUAUUGGUGAAAAAUCAAAAACCUGCAUGAUAGCGAUGAUCAGUCCCGGGAUGAGUUCCUGCGAGCACUCCCUAAAUACGUUGAGAUACGCGGAUCGAGUGAAGGAAUUGGCAGCGACCGAUCCUACGGAAAUAAAAGCUUCACCGACGGACGACGAUCGGGGUAUGAAAAUCGAGGAACAAGGAAAUAACAGCGUGUUAUCGGAUAGUGAUUUAGCGCAGCUUCGAUCUCUCAAUGAAGGUGAACUGUCGCAAGAUUUGUACACCUUCCAUGAGGCAGUAUCAGCUCUGCAAAUGCUCGAAGAAGAAGUGUUGGAUACGCACAAACUGGUCGUGGAUAAUACGACUAAAUUCCUUAACGACGCGCACAGUGUAUUCAGCGCGACUCACGAGGUGGAUUACGAUCAAGAAGAUUUGAGGCGGAAAAGAACAAAGUUUGAGUCACCCUACCUGAGGAGUUUCUCGUUGCGUAGACGUCUUAUAGAGAGAAAACUAUUUUCCGACGCAUAUGCCCAAAAGUGGGAGCAGCUUUUAAUACAGCAACGUGACAUUCUGAACGCUGCGCUCGAUCAAGUCAGCCAGUUCCGCGGGCAGCUGUUGCAGGAGGAACAAAUCAGCCAGAAGAUGACCCGAACGCGCAACAUCACAACGCGGUACAAUUAAGGAUGUUAUCUUUAGCGAACGCGAUAAAAAAAAAGACAAAAAGUAAUUAUAUCUCACCGGUGAAAAAAAAACAGUCCGCUUCUUAUGUGUGUAUCGACUCUUAAUUACAACAAGCGCGCGCGCGAGAAAGCAGAUAUACCAUGACACUAGUGCGACAGUCAUAGGACACGCAAACUGUAACAAAACUUCGUCUUGCCUUCGAAAUUGCUACGAAAUGUACGUCGUUGAAGUAGCAAAGAGUUCAUAAAUCUCACCCUAGUGAUCUUGUAUCAUAUAACGAUUCUUCUCGAAUGAUUCUCCGUUGCAAAUGAACAAAAUAAGAAGAGAGAGAAAGAGAGAGAAUUUCGCAAGAAGGGAUAUGUAAACCGGACGAUAUGGCAGUCAUAAUAACAAUAAUUGCUUAAGGAUUCACAUCAGCGAGAAAUUAAUUACUUGUUUUUACUACAUUAGAUACUGUUCGUCUCGGCGGGAGUCGGCGAAAAAAACUUUUUAGCCAGGAUUUCUUUAAUGCCUCUUUUAGUUUAAAAUUAGGAAAUUUUAAGCGAAUAUACGGAAUCGCUCGCGAAGAUGAUAAACGAACACGUUUUGAUUUUCGGAGAUCAAUUUUUGUCAGUAUCAUAAUUACGUAUUUUUCUGCAAAACGGGUUCUUAUGUAUUUUACAUGUUUCCAGGCCGCACCGAGACUAGCAAAAUUUUAAGCCGUCAACGACACGUCGAUACUUUCAAUUAUCCGUUUUUGGGAUGCAAAGCACUGUCGCGAAUAAUAAUGCGUAAGCUAUUACGGUGUCAGAUAAACACUUUUUUUUAGGCUGUAGAGAAUGCUAGGUGUAUUAUUACGAGGGGAGAUCCCAUGUGUAUUAUUGGAUAAAGGAAAAAGCCUUAGUGAGCCGAUUUGUCAGAAAAUAGAACAGACAUAUGUCACGGCGAUAUUUUGUACACAUUCAUUUAACACACACAUACACAAGUGCACACGCGCGUAGUGAUCGACUCUUUCGUAAGCCAAAUAACGACUGAUUUGGAGAGGAUAAAAAAAAAGAUGUAACUCUUAGCACGUAAGAAGGCAACUAUUCAGCGACGCUCAUUCGGAUAUUUAAGUUUCUUAGUAUUAAUAUCGUCGAUGGCAUCAAACGGUCCUCUUUUUUUUCUUACGUUAUUAAAAAUAUGAGAUUAAAAUCUUCAUUUGAUUUAUCAACGCAUACUUUUGUGUUUUCUUCCUCACACUGCAAUCGCAAAACUCGUGGAAUGGUCUCGGCGCAAGCUUCACAAGGCUUUAGUACGGAUACGUCCAACGGAAUACCGUCGAUUUUUAUCACAGUUAUAGCUACCGUGGUGAAGUUAACAUCUUCAUCUAUGGACAUAUUUUCUUUAAGCAAAGAAGAUCAAAUCCUCGUAAGAUGUAAAGCAAUAAAUUCUUAUCCUGUCCCGUUUUUGAUCUCUACAUUCUCUAACAUACAUCAUGACAAUUGCUACCAUGAUGCUAAUAUUAUAAUAUCUGAAAUUAAUAUAAAGACAGCAAACAACAUCCUUUGGCCAAAAAUAUAAAAACUCGUUUAAUAAAGCAGAGUUAAGAUUCACAGUGUUCAAUAUUUGUGUAUAAAUUAAGAAACGUAGAAAUGCUUUUACUAUCGGUAUAUAUGUAUAUUUUUUCUCGAUUUUUAUUUGAACACUGUCUAAAAUAUUUACCAUGUCUUGUUAUUCGUGCAGGCAAAUUGGUUUUAUCUUAUUACGAUUUGUUGAUCAUACAUUGCAUUAUAAUGCCAAUUGCAAGGAAAUGUACCGCACUGCAGUUGCACUAGACAAUAGACAGUUAAGAAGAUUAAUAUAACGCGUAUCUCUCUCGCACGUCAUACGACUUAUCUCUCUUGAAGAUUUUAUCCCAGAUGCCUGCUCCCCUGUAUAAGUGUAAAAUCGUGUGCGUGAGACUCGCGAGAAUAACAAUCAUUAUGUGUACGCUCGAUUUUUUUUAAACGUAGAGCCGUUCUAAUUAUGACUCGAGGGAGUUGCUCUCAGUCUCGGAGCUUAGAGAUAAAUUAACAAAGUAACAAUAACAAACGCGCGGAUAGAUGGGAGUAACGGAGCACUGACAUUUCUGUGUUGACAAAAGAUUUACGAUUUUUUAUAUAAAUAUAUAAAAUACUUAUAGAGCGCGCGGAGUUGUAAAGAAAUUGUUUGAGAUUACUGUUGUAUUAAAGGGCUAGAUAGUCGUACACGCCGCCAUUAAUGCCGCGCAUUAAUUUAUCGAGUACGUAUUAUUGAUCGGAAGCUGUGACCACAUGUUAGGGAGUCAUGCUUCAUCUAUCAAAACAAAAAAAUCAUUUUUCGCUACAUAUCCUGAUGGUUGCUAAAUAUAUAUCACCUCGAUCAACAAAUACUAAUCAUUUUCGAGGCAGGUCGUGACUGCUUUGACUCAUGCACGACUAUAUCCUCAUCGUCGAGAUUUAUGAUUUUCUUUAAGACCAUGAAAAAUAUUCGCGUCUCACUAUCUCGAAUAUAGUAUUUUUUAAUAAAUAUAGUAGCGCGAUAGGGAAAAAUGAGGCUUAGCAAUCGAAAGAUGUUAAUAUACUUAUUAUUUUUUUAUAAUCGUAUAAUUUAUGCGGAAGAGAUGAGUGAAUCAAAGAUAUGACACGUACUCCUUCGCCCCUCCCCUAUUAUAUGUCGUACUUAAUGGUCGACCUCUGAACUAUUUUAAUUCGAUGUGCACAGAAAAUAUUUGGAUACGUAUGAGAGGUUUCACGUUGUUGCUUUAUGAAUGAAAUAAAUCAGAUUGAAAAAUGAA
This is a messenger RNA of Solenopsis invicta (red fire ant), 7218 nucleotides long. RefSeq names its product kinesin-like protein KIF2A (gene Klp10A). The coding region runs from base 972 to 4442 and encodes 1156 amino acids. NCBI's taxonomy places the organism in Eukaryota, Metazoa, Arthropoda, Insecta, Hymenoptera, Formicidae. The record is from RefSeq and is a predicted model, not a curated record. Gene Ontology annotation, molecular function: microtubule motor activity; microtubule binding; ATP binding. The transcript has 13 exons. Gene Ontology annotation, biological process: microtubule-based movement.